Talaromyces stipitatus ATCC 10500 is the source of this 1600-nucleotide messenger RNA. Its product is annotated as chitinase 3 precursor, putative. Gene Ontology annotation, cellular component: extracellular region. The transcript has 5 exons. Gene Ontology annotation, biological process: carbohydrate metabolic process; chitin catabolic process. Lineage: Eukaryota; Fungi; Ascomycota; Eurotiomycetes; Eurotiales; Trichocomaceae. The record is from RefSeq and is a predicted model, not a curated record. Bases 127 to 1479 code for a protein of 450 amino acids. Gene Ontology annotation, molecular function: chitinase activity; chitin binding.
GUGUCGACAGCCUUCCAGUCCUUCCACUUGUCUCUCAUUUUCGUCGGAGAAGUACUGGUCUACUCUUCAACAUACGCUCUUUUUACAUCCUCAGGCUCAAAGUUAGGAGAAAGACUUUCCUUCAAUAUGAUAAAAUCCGUUCUCUACACCUCGGCUUUACUAGCCGCAUUUCAAGGAGUUCAAGCUGGUAUCAACUUAAACAGUGCUCAAAAUAUCGCCGUGUACUGGGGGCAAAACUCCAUAAACUUGGCCACUGGCAACACAGCUCAACAAAGAUUGAGCUACUAUUGUGAAAAUGGACCUCAGGUAGAUACCUUAAUUCUGUCCUUCAUUACGAGGUUCAAUGGCGAGGGUGGUUAUCCGGAGACCAACUUUGCCAAUGCCGGAAAUAACUGCACCACGUUUGAUGGGACCCAGCUCCUGAACUGUCCACAAAUUGCUGAUGAUAUUGUGACUUGCCAAAGCCUUGGAAAGACCAUUCUCCUCUCCACUGGAGGCGGCACCUACAAUGAAGGGGGAUUCUCUAGCGAGGCUGAAGCAGUUUCCGCAGCAAAUCUCAUGUGGGAGGUCUUUGGACCCGUGUCCAGCAACAGCUCUGUUCUGCGUCCAUUUGGCACGGCUGUCAUUGAUGGUUUCGACUUUGACUUUGAGAACCUUCAAAUGAACAACAUGCCCGCUUAUGCCAAUCAACUGCGCAGCCUGUAUUCGGAAGACAAGUCUAAGACAUAUUAUAUGACAAGUGCUCCACAGUGUGUCUAUCCUGAUUAUGCUGAUGGGCCUAUGUUGGCCGGUGCUGUGUACUUCGAUGCCAUCUUUGUCCAAUUCUAUAACAAUGGCUGUGGUAUCAACAGCUACGUUCCUGGUGCAUCAACGCAGUGGAACUUCAAUUUUGACGUCUGGGAUAACUGGGCCAAAACUGUUUCUUUGAAUCCUAAUGUCAAAGUCUACAUUGGCGUUCCUGGCAACACUGGGGCGGGUAGUGGUUAUGAGCCACCUGCAACAGUCGGCGAGGUCAUUGACUUUGUAGUCAGUUCUGGCUGGACUUCCUUCGGUGGUAUCAUGAUCUGGGAUGCUAGCCAGGUUUGGGCCAAUACUGGAUUUUUGUCUUCAGUUUACUCCUAUUUGCCUACCGGCAGUGGCACAACAACUCCUACUUCUACAAGAACCACUACGACAUCGAAACCGACCUCGACUACCUCGACGACAUCAUCGUCAACCACACUAAUUACCACUACAACCUCAAAGAUAUCCACAACUACCACCUCCUCAACUACCACGUCCACUGCUCCAAGUACUACCUGCCCCGUCUCGGGAGGUCACUGUUCUCCUAAUGGUGUAUAUGCCUGUACGGGCGGCAGCUUUGGGAUCUGCGAUAACGGUGCCUGGGUUAUUGAGUCCUGCUCCACCGGACAAGUUUGCGUGCAAGCUGGAAACGGAGUUUACUGUGACACUGCUGGCUCUAGCGAUCCAGUGUGUUAAAUCUAUUAGACGCGCUUAAGACCCUGUAGCUAUGCAGCUAUCUCGAUGUUAUUUCAGUUAUCAUUUAAGACCAAUGAUAGGAUAUCUAAACAGAACCCCCUAAUACCAUAUUCAUCUAUGU